Messenger RNA from Naegleria gruberi, 2983 nucleotides. RefSeq names its product COG4642 domain-containing protein. Lineage: Eukaryota; Heterolobosea; Eutetramitea; Acrasida; Naegleriidae. The record is from RefSeq and is a predicted model, not a curated record. The coding region runs from base 1 to 2769 and encodes 922 amino acids. The transcript has a single exon.
AUGAGUUCAAGAAAUAAUUCACCAUCCAUCGACUUGGUGGCAGUGUUGGACAGAAAUUCGCGAUUGGAUCAUGGAAAACGUACCUUGGAAUCAACAACUCCAAUAUUAGAUAGGAGUAUUGCUCACUCCCCAAUACUGGAGCAUGUUAAUGAAGAUCCAAUUUCAAAUAGAGCAAAAAUUAUCAAAAAACUAGGAAUCAAAAGACCAAACACUGGUACAAUGACACGUACAACAACAAUUACUGUACAUUCGAGACCAUCAUCAUCUUGCUCAACAGCAAGUCCAUCAAGUAAUCAAAUGUUCAAUUUAGAUAAAGUAGAUAUUAAAUUAUUAGACUCCAUUUAUGAUUAUCAAGGAGAUAGAGACUCUAACAAUUUUUAUCAAGGGUCGGGUCACAUUUCACUGAGCAUCAAGCCUCGUCUCGAUAUUAAACAAAAAGUAAACGGAAGACCCAAAAUGGAGAGAAGUCUUAGUGCUAGUGUUGGGUGUUUAACAAGCGUUAAGAAGCUUGAAACUAAGAUAAUCGAAGAAACUCCUCUAUUGGGUGAUGAAUUCCAAAUUGAAAUUGAAACACCAAGACAUACCCAACCAAAGGCAAAUCCAAUGAAUUAUGAAAUUUUGUAUGAAGGAAACUUUGAAAGAGGAUUUAUGAACGAUAGUGAUGGAUAUUUUGAAUUUUUAUAUUCAGAAACAAAAGGACCAACCUAUAAGGGAAAUGUGGAAAAUAAUCAAUUCGAAGGAAAGUGUAAGAUCACAUGGGAAGAUGGUAGCUACUAUGAAGGAGAGGUUAAAAAUGGUUUAAGAGAUGGAUUUGGAGUCUUUAUUUCAGGUGAUCACAAAUCUAAAUAUGAAGGAGAAUGGAAGGAAGGCAAAAGACAUGGAAAGGGAUUUAUGACAUACUCUGCUCAUGAAACAUUUGAAGGAACAUUUUCAGAAAACAAAAGAAAUGGCACUGGUCUUAUGCACUACAAGAGUGGAAACUACUACGAAGGAGAAUGGAAAAACAACAAGAGAGAAGGUCAAGGAACAAUGCACUGGGUGGUUGACCCUUUAGAAGUAUAUGAAGGACAGUGGAUUAAUGACCUCCCUGAUGGUAUUGGAAAGCAUACUUAUUUACAAGCCUCUGGAAAGAAAUGUAACUAUUAUGAGGGAUCAUUUUCAGAAGGAAAAAGAGAGGGUCAAGGUACAUUCUAUUAUGCUGAUGGUUCUUACUACUCUGGAGAGUGGUAUCAAAAUUUGAAACAUGGAAAUGGCAUAUUUUACUAUUUGAAUGGUACUGCACAAAAAGGAGUUUGGAGAGAAGAUAAACUGUCUCAUCCAUUAGAGUUUGUUACAACAAAUACUGAGAAAUCAACUCCUCCAGCAACCUCAAAAACAACAACCGGUGGUACUUUAACCUCUCCAAUGAUUGAAUUGUAUAUUAAUGACCUCCUUCUGAAGGUUGACGGAACGUUUGAUGGAUUAAAUAAGGUCAAUUCGCUUGUGCAAAGAAAUAUCAGAAAAUUCAAGAAUGUUUUUGCACACUAUUGUAAAUAUGGAAUUGAUCCGUUGUGUAUUAAGAAAACUGCUGCUGCAACAGCUUCCAUCAAUAUGAAUCCUAGAAUAAGUAUUCAGGGAAUAUUAGAAUCUGGGGGUGGAGAAGAAAUGACAGCAAGCGAAAUGAAGAUUUUCCUUUCCAAAGAUAACAAGCUUACAAUGGUUCAAUUUUGGAAGUUUGCUCAUGAUUUUGGGCUUCUUAAUGAGAAUGUUAACUUUGCUGUGAUUGACAGAAUUUUCAUUUUUGUGGCCACUCAAUCAAGUGCUGAAAGAAAUAUCAAACUUGCAAAACAAGAGGAUGGCCAAUUGCUCCUCUCUACCGACUCUAUUAGAAAUAUCAAAUUAGCAAAACCGGCACCGAUCAAGAAUGGAAAAACAAGACCUGAUUCUUCUUCCUCGUCAACUUCAACUAUUCGUUUCAGAGAAUUUGUUGAGGCAUUGGUACGAGUGAGUUCAGAACUCUAUAGAAAUAUCAAUCAUGGAACAAGUAGUGUAGCUGAUAGAUUCAAGGCUCUUCUCACCGAGAAGAUUAACUUUACACAGAGUGGAUUUGUUCCAACAGAGUUAGUGUCUGCAAGAUCUGCCAGUGGUGAGAGUGUAUUCUCCCUAAAGACAACUACCAACAUAGUAUCAACAACAAACAGCACCAGCCUUGCUGGUUCACUGAAAACAACGUUUGGAGAAUCGAAGAACUCUUUGGCCUUACCUACACAAAUAAUCACUACAGACAAUAUUCUUCAGAGCGGUAUUUCAAAGCUCAUAUCUGAGCCAACCAUAUCAGAGUACCUUAACAAAAUCUUCUCCUACUACUGUAGAUAUGAAGGAGGUGGCUAUAUAACUUACGAAGAAGAGUUGGAAUGGCAUGGUGUUGAUUCACAUCGAAAGCUACAAUCCAUUACCGUAAAACAAUUCAUGAGAAUGGUGAAGGACAUGCUUAUCAUUGAUGGUGUUUAUCUGAAAAUGAUUGGUGUGAUUGGGCUUUUUGAAGAUUUAUUUGUAGACAUUGUAACAGCAGAGCCAAAUGAGACUCCUGAUGAACUAAGACGACGAAGGAUUGAUGUCAUUAUCAAGAAGGAAAUGUUUUACGAAGAUUUUGUGGAGUGUGUAAAAAAGACCAUUCACAAGAGGGUACAAAAACAGAUUCCGUUCGAUAACAUUGAUGAAGGUAUUGUAGUGGAGGAGUGUCGACAGAUCAUGGAGGUUGUUAUGAGCAGGUUCGAUAGCAAACCCUAAUUAAGCUAGUGGACAUUGUUAAAAAUGAAAAACAUAACGAAUGGCUAACCAACUUUAUAACGAAACGAUCCUGUAAAUGUAAAAAUAUAGGUAUAAAAAUUCCAUACAUAAAACAAUGUCAACAUAUUCAGUCAAAGCUUUGGAAAGUGUUCAUUGUUUGAUUUGGACUGCCAUUUCUUUCCCUGGACAUGAUCCUUAAUAAAACUAAUUUCGU